AUGAGUAUAUCGUUGAAUGUGCCACCCCACUUUGAUGGUAAUAAUUAUGCGUAUUGGAAGGUGAGAAUGAGGGCGUUUUUGAAAUCCUUAGAUGAGCGUGGUUGGCAGAUUGUGGUAAAUGGUUGGUCAGUCCCUAGUACCACAAUAGAUGGUGUAGUCACUCCCACCCCUGUCGAGAACUGGUCUAGAGCUCAAUUGGAUAGCUGUAAUUUAAAUAGCAAAGCCCUCCAUGCCAUAUUUAUGGCAGUUUCCCUCGAGGAAUUUAGGAAAGUGUCCAUGUGUGAGGUAACAAAGGAAGUUUGGGAUAUUUUAGAAACCACACAUGAGGGAAAUCAGGCAGUUAAGAGUUAUAAGCUGCAGAUGUUGGCCACUAGGUUUGAAGAGAUAAGAAUGAGAGACGAUGAGAUGUUUGAUGUCUUUUAUGCGAGCUUAAAUGACAUAGUAAAUUCGUCUUUCAAUCUAGGUAAGAAAAUCCCUGAACCUAAGAUAGUGAGAAAGAUUCUUAGAUCCUUACCUGAGCGUUUUAGGCCUAAAGUCACGGCAAUUGAGGAGAGUAAGGACAUAGACACUAUCAAGAAUAAGAAGAAGCCUCAAGAGAGACAAAGAGGUGGCCCGAGUAAAUCUAGGAAGAAAUCCAAAUCCGUGAGAUGCCAUAACUGUCGCGGUUUUGGUCAUGUGAGAAAUGAGUGCCCUAGUGCUAAGAGAUUUGAAGAGAAGGCUAUGAAUACUACUCUCACUGAUGACGAGUCUAGCUCGGACAAUCAGAUUAAGAAAUCCACCCAUGAGGAGAGUGGAAAAUAUGUGGCCUUCGUUGCAAGGGAUAAAAGUGGAUCCGAAGAGCGGAGUGAUAGGGAAGAGGACUUAGAUAAUAGUGAAGAAUUUGGUGAUGAGAGUGGAAGUGAGCAAGAUCUAGAAACAACCUAUGAUAGGAUGUAUGAGGAAAGCCUUAAGAUCUUAGCUGCUAACCAGGCAAUGAACAAGAAUGUGAAGGGGCUUAGACUAGAGAAGGAACAGUUAGAAGCUCAGGUUAGUGAUCUCACCAGUAAGAAUGAGAUGUCCUCUAGGAGAGUAAGUGAGCUAACUAUUGUGAAUGAAACCUCAGCUAUUCAGGUUAAACACCUUGAGAGUGAGCUAGAAUUGUCUAGGUAUCAGUUACUUGCCUUUUCUAGCAGUUCUGAAAAGCUAGAUAAUAUUCUAGGUAUAGGCAAGCCGGCUGGUGAUAGGGGAGGUCUAGGUUUUGAUCUGAAUGUUGCUAGACCUAGGUCUACCAGACGUCGUAGGACCCGUCGGCCUAGGAAUAGAAAUCAGCGUAAGCAUAUCAUGGGUCCUAGGUUUGUCCCUACAUGUUUUUACUGUGGGGAGUUAGGUCACAUCCGCCCUAGAUGUCAUCAGUAUCUGAACAAUAGGAAAGAUUUGAGCCUGAAAAGGAACAAAAAUCAUGUGUCUGUUUGUCAGAUUGGAUUCCUUGCUGAUCAAGUGAAUCGUUUAACUCAAUUGAUGACACAGCUGUUUGGAAACAAUCCCUGUUCUAGACAGAUUUGGGUGAAGAAAAACGAUCUCCCAAAUUUGGUUAGAGAUCACGGUGCUCUUAAAGGAAAGAGCAUUUAUAUACAUAAUUGA
This is a messenger RNA of Olea europaea var. sylvestris, 1620 nucleotides long. RefSeq lists its product as uncharacterized. The transcript is spliced from 3 exons. NCBI's taxonomy places the organism in Eukaryota, Viridiplantae, Streptophyta, Magnoliopsida, Lamiales, Oleaceae. The coding region runs from base 1 to 1620 and encodes 539 amino acids. Gene Ontology annotation, molecular function: zinc ion binding; nucleic acid binding. The record is from RefSeq and is a predicted model, not a curated record.